Messenger RNA from Culicoides brevitarsis, 1174 nucleotides. RefSeq names its product serpin B3-like. Bases 84 to 1157 code for a protein of 357 amino acids. The transcript is spliced from 2 exons. Lineage: Eukaryota; Metazoa; Arthropoda; Insecta; Diptera; Ceratopogonidae. The record is from RefSeq and is a predicted model, not a curated record. Gene Ontology annotation, molecular function: serine-type endopeptidase inhibitor activity.
UGUUCGAAUCGCUUUUUUUCGGACAUUGUCGAUAAAUUUAAAUAAAAAUUGAGUGCGCAUCUCGAAUUUCGGACCGGAACACAAUGGAAAGCAUCACAGAAUUCAGCGGAAAUUACCUGCAAAAAGUUUUUUCAGACUCGCCAAAUGAAAAUGUCGCGACAUCUCCUUUGUCCCUUGUCUCGUUGUUGUAUCUCUUGUGGGUUGGCGCUCGCGGAUCGACUCAAUCAAGCAUUGCAUCAACCAUGAAGAUCAAUUCCCUUCGUUCGCCGCUCGAGACGCAGCAGGAAUUUGAGAAAAUUUUCAACAAAUUGAACAAUGAUCCGCUCCUGAAAUCCGCCACAAAGAUUUUUCUGAAUCAGGCGUUCAAUGUUACCGCGGAAUUUGAGCCGUUCGUGCAAUCGUUCGAUUUUAACGAUGUCGCGCACGUCACAAGGUCAACCAAUGCCUGGAUCGAAAGCUACACAAAUGGCAAAAUAAAGAAGUUAGUUGACGAGAAUAUGAUUCAACCGGAAACGAUAAUGGUCCUGUUGAAUGCUUUGUACUUCAAGGGUUUGUGGAAGGAUCCGUUUACGUUUACGCGCGAAGAUGACUUUCAAAAUAUCGAUGGAAGUAAGUCGCGAGUGACUUUUAUGAGUGAAAUUUUCCGCUAUCGUCACGCCAAUUUGAGAGACCUAAAUGCUGAAGUUCUUGAACUCCCAUAUCAAAACUCCGACAUCGUGAUGUUAAUCUGCCUACCAAACAGCCCAAACGGAAUUCAGGAUCUCAUCAAAAAAUUCCCAACAGUUCAAAAACGAGUUUUUUCCACUCCAUUGGAAGCGAAAUAUUUGAGUGCAACACUGCCACGCUUCAAAAUCGAGUCCUCAUUGAGACUCAAUCGAAUCCUGAAGCAACUUGGAAUGGGAGAAGCCUUCACGGAUCGCGCUGACUUCCGUAAUAUGCUGAAACCGGGCAGUGGUUCGUCAAAAGUUUCGUCUGUAGUGCAAAAAACUUUCGUUGAAGUCGAUGAAAAGGGCACGGAAAGUGCUUCGGGAUCGGGAGCUUUUAUUAUUCCCCGCAUGAGUUUGGAAGAUUUCAAUUGUGAACAUCCUUUUAUGUUUUUCAUCUACCAUCGAACGUUGAAUAUUCCGAUAAUUGCGGGAGUUGUGAGGAAUUUGUAGAAAAUAAAGUGAGAUUU